GCUCUGGCCGCCGUUGAGCUCCCGAGGGCUGAGACAACGUGGUAAUAACGCGCGUUAUCAUCCGAGAUCCCGUGGAGGGCGAAUUGAGCCUCCGUCUGCGCGAACGACGCUGCCGGUGACGUCUCCAUUUUCGUUGCCAUUUUCGGUUCAGUCUCGGAAAACGCCGGAACUGACGUCGGGUCACCAGCGCCGAAGAAAAUGAGUCGGUCGCGGAGUGUUGAACACAGGAGCAAACCUUGUUUUUAAUGCAGACAUCAACAGUGUGAACCCAUUACGGCGGGAACUCUCCAACCAAACUAACACCGGAAGUGUAACAACAAAAACCGUCUGUGCGAACCCCACAACCCAACUCGAAGUCCCGCAGGUGAAUUAUGUAAACAAGACUGAACAAAUAUUUUCAUGGAAUUGAUUAAAGUGAUUCAGCACAGUCAAUAGAAUUGCGCUGUUCAUCAGUAUUUUAGAACGUGGCGUACCAAAAGUUGUCCAUCAGCCGGGAGAACAAGGAUAUGAAGACGAAACAUUUCAGCAUGUACAAUGAAGAUGACAAGCAAUUUGACGAACUUACAAGACGGCCAUAUUGGAAAGGUCAAGCUUCACAUUAAAGCUGAUGCACGGACCUUGAAAGUUACUUUCAGGUCUCUUGUAGUCGUACGGCGGUGAACUAAUCCAGAUGCAGCGCCAUGUAGCGGUUUGUCGUUGGCACAGAGUUCAAAAGUUGCAUCACGUAUUUACCUAUAUAUCUGCGCGGAAGAACAAGAAGAGGACGAAGGAGAAGAGGAGAAAGAAGAAAAAGAUAGACAAUAGGACAAAUCCAAAGAGCUCAUGGCAGACCUCGGUAUCAGAAUGGGGGAUAAUGUGCUGUUGGUUUGGACUCAGCCCUCAUCACCUACCACUUUAAUACAGUUUGUAGAGGAUCUUGGUGCCAUUGUUGGUGCAAAUGGCAGCGUUUCAGUGGAAAACAUGGAAAUGCUAUUGUUGACAUCCCAUGCUCCAGCCUCAUUCGAUUGGGUGCUGUCUUGUCUUCUUUUGGACAGCUUUUCUAUCCACAGUUCAGAGACUCUGGCAGAGAUGGCCAGAGUCCUCAAACCUGGUGGGAAGUUAGUUCUGGAUGAACCCGUUACAGGAGUUAAUGCACAGAGUGUGAGGACUGCUGAGAAGCUGACGUCUGUGCUGAAGUUAUCAGGCUUGAUGUCAGUGACAGAGAUCAGUAACACAAAACUGAGUUCUGAGGCUUUCAACUCCAUCAAGACAGCGACGGGUUACCAAGAAAACACGCUGUCAAGAGUACGCUUAUGUGCAGCUAAACCAAAUUUUGAGGUGGGAUCAUCCAAUUCAAUCAAGUUGUCAUCUGGGAAAAUGACUCCUCAGCCAGCAGACAAAUUAGCACUGGAUCCAAUUACAGUCAAAAUGUGGACGCUGACAGCCAACGAUAUGAAUGACGAUGAUGUGGACCUUGUGGACUCUGAUGAUCUGCUUGAUGAAGAAGAUUUGAAGAAGCCAGACCCAGUGUCUCUUAAAGCUUCUAGCUGUGGGACUCAAGCAAGAAAAAAGAAGAAAGCCUGCACGAACUGCACAUGUGGCCUUGCAGAGGAACUAGAAGAGAGUAAAGGACAACAAAAGACGAUUCUUCCCAAGUCUGCAUGUGGAAGUUGUUACCUUGGGGAUGCAUUUCGAUGUGCCAGCUGUCCAUACCUGGGGAUGCCAGCAUUCAAACCAGGAGAGAAAAUUGUUUUGGAAAACAACACACUGGCAGAUGCAUGAGACUCAAAUUGUCACAGACCCAACUCAACACUACCACAUCAUUCCAAUGAUUCACAAUGCCCCCCUCCCUCCAACUAAUUGGUUCUCCUCUCAACUUGACAGAAAGCUAAGUUUCCGUUUGUUCCAACUGAACUUAUUUUGAUUAUUUCCUCAGUGGGCUAAACAAAUCAGAUUACAAAGGACUGGUUGAAUUAAAAGGACUGUUUUGUCUAUUCAUUUGUGCAAAUAUUGAGUUGGCAGGAAGAUCUAAGAUGCCAUGAGGAGAAUUUUUUUUUGCAGUAAAGAGCAGUGAGAACUCAAAUAUCGACAAAUGUGUAACAAAUUACCAAUUUACAAUUAAAAUUCAUAUUCAUUAAAACAAAUCUAAAUAUUUUUACACCUCAUUUCUUUGUCAGCCUGGAUGUAAUCUCAUAGAAAGACUUUACCAGUCGACAAAUUUUCCACAGCAAAACUCAUUGUGUUCCAUAAUAAAAAGGUUGCUUUCAUCAAUGA
Syngnathoides biaculeatus (alligator pipefish) is the source of this 2253-nucleotide messenger RNA. RefSeq names its product cytokine induced apoptosis inhibitor 1 (gene ciapin1). Lineage: Eukaryota; Metazoa; Chordata; Actinopteri; Syngnathiformes; Syngnathidae. Gene Ontology annotation, molecular function: iron-sulfur cluster binding. The transcript is spliced from 11 exons. Gene Ontology annotation, cellular component: cytoplasm. Bases 823 to 1761 code for a protein of 312 amino acids. The record is from RefSeq and is a predicted model, not a curated record. Gene Ontology annotation, biological process: iron-sulfur cluster assembly.